AUGUCUCGAACAUCACCUGCUCAAAACUUGCCUAUUGGGGCCGAUGAAUCCUCAGCGCCCCUUCAACAGGAUCAAGAAACUAUUCCCAGACGCGUCGAAUACCGACCCGAGAACCAGCGCGAAUACAACAAUGCUGAGAAAUUUACCCUGGAUCCAAAGAUUCGUGAGGAUCCUCUGUUCUUGAAUAUCCUUUCGGGGAUGGAUGACGUACAAAUCGCCGGCCAACAACGGGAAAUACUGAAUGGACAUGGGGCGGAACAAUAUGCUGCACAGAGUGGUAACGAAAUAAUAAUGAACUGGAUUUCACAUGUGCAAAGCGAAAGCGAAAAUUUUACAAAGUACGAGUAUGAUAUGAACGAGGAUAUCAACAAUGGAGAUAUUAGUCUCAAUGGGUAUGGGGCCAAUGCAAGCUUACUCAGCCCAAAAGAGCUCUUCGAAACUAAAGAGGAAGUCGACCUCAGAAUCCAAUCCGCCAUCGACAUCAUAUCGUUUUACACUGAGCGACCUGCAUUCAUCGCAAAGAAAUCCACUUCCGCUGCCAAUGGCGAUGAAAGUUAUUCGGGGCGAAAUCGAUAG
Botrytis byssoidea is the source of this 576-nucleotide messenger RNA. RefSeq lists its product as uncharacterized. The coding region runs from base 1 to 576 and encodes 191 amino acids. The transcript has a single exon. The record is from RefSeq and is a predicted model, not a curated record. NCBI's taxonomy places the organism in Eukaryota, Fungi, Ascomycota, Leotiomycetes, Helotiales, Sclerotiniaceae.